This is a messenger RNA of Dreissena polymorpha, 1732 nucleotides long. RefSeq lists its product as uncharacterized. The transcript has 8 exons. The record is from RefSeq and is a predicted model, not a curated record. NCBI's taxonomy places the organism in Eukaryota, Metazoa, Mollusca, Bivalvia, Myida, Dreissenidae. Bases 104 to 1732 code for a protein of 542 amino acids.
CUUGGUUGGAAUUGGCUACAUGAAUAUUUCAUAAGGUGGGUAGAGUGUCGUCUGCCGAACCGGAAGAACGACAUAUCUGGCGGACGAUCGGAGAGGAGCAGACAUGGCAACCGUGGCUGCGCUGAUGCUAUGUGCGGCGGCGGCGUUGGUACAAGUAGGGAAUGCGGUUGAAACAGUGUACAUGGUGCCGUUAAUGGGUAGACGGGACAAUGAUAGCGUCACCUCUAGCGACAAGGUCAAGUACACGUUUGUCCUCACGAAUACCGGAGAAACGUCUAUCAAGGUUCAAAUUGUUGGCCUCAAUAACAUCACAUGGAUCAACGAGACCAUAACACCACCGAUUGAUGUCCAGAAAGGUGAAAGCAAGGUCCACACAUUUGAAGACGACAGCAGGUCCCUUCGUGGCUCCGUCUAUUCAAACCAGACAGUGAUGGUGCGUUCAGAUGGUAAAUUUCAGCUGCAAGUGUUUGUCGAUGACCACGGCUACAAGGAGGGUUUUCUCGGCAUUCCCCAGUCGUACCUCAUCGACGGUCCGGUCGAACCGUUCAACGCGUCAGAGUACGUCACAUCAACGUUCUGCGCUAACGGCGGCUACUGCCAGUUUGCCGUGUCUGCGUUCGUCAACGACACGAUAGUCUCGAUCAAAUUCCCACACAACGUGCCCUUCCACAUAACCCUAUGUAAACAAAAAACAUUCAUCAACUCGGUGGACGACCCUGCCAUCACUAUGGGCGCAUUCGACACGAUUCAAUUCGAAAGUACCUACGAUCUUAGCGGGGUUCAUAUUUACAGCUUUCAGCCGAUCGCGGUGUUUGUUGGUUCCCGCAAUUUGACCAGCAAUUUUGCACACACGAUCGAGCAGUUGGUUCCUAGCUCAUACUGGGGUAAGGAGUAUGUGGUGCGGUCCAAUGCAGUCAGCGGAUACGGUGACAUAGUCAAACUGACCAGCAGCUGGAACAAAACGCAGGUCUCGAUGACGGGCUUCGCGCCGUUUGUAAUCAGCAACAGGGCGGAAGUAGUGGCGAGGAGGCUCGACAGCGGUACUUUGACUCACAUCAAGGCUUCACAUGAAAUUCAGGUCAUGAAGGUAACCGGUGCGGCGUAUGCUAGAGGCAACGCCACAAACGUGAGUCUGACGUACGUGCCUCCCCUUGAAGCGUUUGCAAACGUAACAAAGGGAAAAUGCUACGACGGGACAAAUGCCAAAUUACAUAUUAUUACACAACGAAGCCUUAACAUUACCGGUUUGUCUGCGGCGAUACCUACCAAAUUGGUACCUUUCACUUCGGUGUAUGAGCAUGUGUAUGAGGUAGGACAAGGUGGCAUUUACAAUGUGCCGGAGAUGUCACCUAACGUUAUGACAGGAAUCCUGCAGUGUGACACCGCCCAUCUGCCUCUUGUCAUGCGCAAUAAGCAAGAAUCGCUUACAUCGCCUUUAAUCCAGAAAGAAGUCAUCGUGGAAGAAUUCGGGAGGGAGUGUAGAGAGGGGUUCCAAGGCGAGUCGGUUUACAACGAGACCACGAGGAGCAUAUCUGCUCAUACGCUCGAUCUUAUCGCUACACGCCUGGACGAUGACAUCUUGAUGCUGAGGGCCAAGGUAUGCGGAGAAGGCUCGCUGGUAUUCCACACUAGCAGCAAGUCGGUACAUCUGUUGUUCAGCAAGUUCCGGACGGUCAUCUUCGAGUGCACGAACGAUCAAUGUUCGAUUCCUGUGAGCACUCCGAGUUGGUGA